ACAUAAUAAGAUGGUGAUUGAACGGGUUUUCCUUAGACAGGCCUAUGAUUUCUUCUUCAAAUUUCUUGCGUUCUUGCAGCAUUGGCGCCCGUUGGCUAGGCAGUGGGACUGCGAUUGUCUGGGACAGAUGUUGGAUGCGCUUCAUGUCACCGCUGGACGCCUCUCUUCGAUGCGGAGUCCCUGAUGAGUGGCCACUUGAUGGUCUUUUUUCUCUUUGUUUUGUGCUUUCUUUGGGUGUGCUUGUGCCGAUGCCUCCAGCAGACUUGUUUAUCUCGGUGAUCCCGUACUUGAUGUAUGAAUUUGAUGGUUACUUUAUUUAUAAAGCGGGAUGAAAUCCUAUUUCAAGGAGUCCCCUCCUAAAUCUGAUGUCUGAUUGGUAUUGGUGUCCUCAAAGAAAUAGAGGCUUCUAAUUAAUCACCUUCGAACAAGAUUAGGUAGAUAUUCACAAGAUAAGACUAGGAAGGUAGGCAAGCCGUCUAAGUUAGCAAGUUGACGUGCCCACCCCUGAAAAACCAAAGCAAGUUCACAUGACCUGGUAUAUGUGCACCCUCACGUGCAAUUUGUCUUUUGGCUCAGUUCUAAUCUAGAACUUAGUCUAAAACGAAAAGAAGUUAGACAAAAGAAGUAAAAAUCUUUGUCGACAUACAAAUUUUAAGGCCUCCAUUGGUUUAUAAGAUAGAAAUAUCAUUGGAAUAGAAAAAAUCAUAGAAAAUAAAAUAAUUUGUUGAGGAAAACAGCAGGACUCUGCUGCGUAUUUUUAUUAAUUUUGGCAUAAAAGGUACAAGGUCUUAUAGUACAAAACCAAAAGAAAGAAGUAGAAAGAAUAAAAGAAUACACCAACAAAAGAAACAAACAAAGAAAAGCAGACUAUACAGAGAGAGCUAACGUUUGUGCAGGGGGCCAGAUUCACCAAUACUAGCAAACGAACUCAAGCUCUUUCUGCAGUGUGGAUUAGCGAACCUUACAUUGCCAGUGGAAGAAAUUCUACUGUUUUGUAUUAAAAUCCUUGUGGCAACGACUGGAAAAACAGAAAAAAUACUCCCUCAUCUAGCGCUUCAGUGUCAACGGAACAGCGAGUCUUCGUGAUACUGCUAGCCAGUAGCUACUUUAGCCUGCCUGCCAUUAGCUCACCAACCAUCUGAGCUGCUUGAGGAAACCAAAGAGGGGGGAGGAGAGCGAUGGCGUCGGCGUCGGCGUCUGUAGAAGAGGCCACCGAAGCAGUACCACGGGAGGGUCUGAACAAGAGGUCGCCGGAGAGAUACCACCUCGGAUCUCCGGCCACGUUCAGCGCCGCCGUUGAGCGCAUAUCUUCCGGUGCCGCGACGAUGGAUCAGUACCCAAGACAGCGCAUGCUAGCCUUGAUAGAAGAGCUCUCAGUCCAUGCUGCUCACGAACAACUCUGGAUUGGAGGAUCUGCACCCCGCAUCUGUGAAGGUGAAUUAAUUUCUUCCGUGGGGGUUUCCUAUCCUCCAUGGAGUCGCAGCGUAGGCGGCAGGAAGCUGCAGGAAGUGGGAAACCUGCCACCUGUCAUUUGACUCGGCACGUUCCGGUCGCACGCUAUGGUCAGGCGGACCAACUCAUGUUCAGCUGAAUCGUCACAUCCUGGUACUAGCACCAGGCGAUCAAGCUCGAGCCCCCGGCGGCGGCGGCCAUGUCAUCGUCGAUAUGGCUCCCCUGCUCCUGGCUACGGCGGGCUCUAUGGAAGCCGAACCCAAAGCAACCGAGAUGAGCCGAUCCGACGAGCAUCACGCGCGCUCCAUAUCGCAGACGCUGUUCUGCGCGCUCCUGCCGGCGUGCGUCACCUCGCGCGCUCUCUUCGAGCCUGCUGGUUCCGACUACGUCGGCCUGGCGAUCUACGCCGGCCUGCUGUUCGUCACGGCGGUUACGUACGCCGGCAUGUUCGCGUCCAGCAGGGCGAGCGGCGGCAAGGCCUCCCUGCGCGUCGUGGCUUGCGCCGCUAUCGCCGUUCUGACCAUUGCGGCGGGGUCGCAGCUCUCCGGGGCGGCGCACGUUGCUGCCGCUGCUUUCAUGGGUGUGGUGACGAGCUUGAUCGAGGCCAUUGCCAUGUGAAACCUGCGCUGCAAAUUGAAAUAUGUCUAGUUGUUUCAAUUAGGCCAUGAAAACAAUAAUAAAAUUAAGUAUUACUCCCUCCGUCUCAA
Molecule: messenger RNA, 2159 nt
Organism: Aegilops tauschii subsp. strangulata
Lineage: Eukaryota; Viridiplantae; Streptophyta; Magnoliopsida; Poales; Poaceae
Source: RefSeq, a predicted model, not a curated record